AUGAGCGGCUCAAGCGAGCCCCGGCGAGGCCCCAGCGCCACAGCGGGCACAGUCAGAGCAGGAGCGGCAGCAGCGGCCUCGGCGCCAGCGGCCGGGCCGGGGGAGCAGCUCGUCCCGCUGCAGCCGCGCUCGUUGGGCGGGGGCGCGGCGGGCGGGAGGCCCCCGGGGGAGCGGACCCGGGGCAGGGGGAGGCGGGCGCUGCUGUGCGCAGAGGCCCUCCCCUCCCUCCCCCCCCGGCCCGCCGCUUUCGGUGUCCCUGUGUCCGUCCCUAGCCCGGCUCUCCCCUCCACACCAGUCCAGCCCGCCGCUUUUGGGGCCCGCCCCGGCCCCGCCCCUGCCGGCGGCCCCAGUCCCGGCUCCGGCCCCGCUCCCGAUGUCCGCGGCCGUUCCAGCAGCCCCCGCCCCCGCUGCGUUCUCUGCCGCGGCUCCAUUGAACCCGGCUUCGGCCCCGCGGGCCGCGCUGGGCCCGCCGGCAGCUCGGCCUCCUGGCGCCGUGGCUGCUGCGGACCCGUGCAGAGGCUCCACGCCAGCCUCUGGUACCGGCCCGAAGAGCUGGUGCCCUUGGCGGUGCCGGCAGCAGCCUCCGCUUUUGCUCCCCCGCUCCUGGAGGAAUCGGCCUCCGAGAGGAUUCCCACCUCCUACCCCCCCUGGAGGAAUCGGCCUCCGAGAGCAUUCCCACCUCCUACCCCCCCUCCCUCCCUCGCCUGCACCGUUCCCCUGGCAACGACCGCUUCUGCUGCUCCUCUGAAAGGAGAAGCAAAACGCCAAAGUUCCAUCUCGAGGAACGAGCCCUUGCAGAAGGAAAUAAUAUCUGGAGACGGUUCUUCCAGAUGUGUCCAAGGAAAAAGAAUGUCAGGGUAGGCUUUAGUUGAUGGGGGGACUAUGCACACUGGAAGAUUUAGCACACAAGAAGGGAAAUACAUCUACUGAUUCAAG
Corvus hawaiiensis (hawaiian crow) is the source of this 936-nucleotide messenger RNA. Its product is annotated as basic proline-rich protein-like. NCBI's taxonomy places the organism in Eukaryota, Metazoa, Chordata, Aves, Passeriformes, Corvidae. The transcript has 3 exons. The record is from RefSeq and is a predicted model, not a curated record. The coding region runs from base 1 to 861 and encodes 286 amino acids.